This is a messenger RNA of Nematolebias whitei (Rio pearlfish), 1445 nucleotides long. RefSeq names its product tripartite motif containing 107 (gene trim107). The transcript is spliced from 2 exons. The record is from RefSeq and is a predicted model, not a curated record. NCBI's taxonomy places the organism in Eukaryota, Metazoa, Chordata, Actinopteri, Cyprinodontiformes, Rivulidae. The coding region runs from base 1 to 1425 and encodes 474 amino acids. Gene Ontology annotation, molecular function: protein binding.
AUGUCUGUGACUGAGGACAAAUCAGACAUUUCCACGAAGGCUCAGUCUCAAGCCUUGGCUUUGGAGCUCACAUGCCCCAUAUGCUUGCAGCUGUUCUCCGAGCCUGCGUCUCUUCCCUGCGGUCACAUCUACUGCUUCGGCUGCCUUCAGACCAUGGGAGAGGGCCUUGACCAGCACAGCUGCCCAGAGUGUCAGGCUGAGUACCACGGAGCCAUGGGCCUUCUCCAAGACAGAUCAGCAGCAGGAGAGAGCCGAGAGGAUGGAGCAGAGUGCAAGGAGAAGGAAGACUUUAAUACUUCACCCGGACCUGCAGAGCCCCUGGUUAGUGUGGCUCACACAAAAGGCAGCAAAGAGAAACUAGACAUGACUGAACCCAAGAUAAAGCUAGCAUCACUAAUCAAUGACUUGAACUCCAAGUUGGGGUGGGCAGAAAGAGUCCUGAUGAAAGAAAAGGAACUGGAACGUGGCGUGACCGCUGCCAAUUCUCAUCUGAGAGAGACGGUGUCCAGGCUUCUGGGGCAGAUACAGGACCUGACCCAGAGCUACGCAGAGCAGGUGUCAAAGAUGACUGAAGAGGAGUUAGGUCCAGGUGAAGCUGGGAUCCACCGGCGAGUCAGCCAGGCCUCUGAGCAGGUGGAACAGCUCCAACAGGCUGUGCUCAGGUCCGAAUCUCUGCUCGCUGAAGAAGAUGAGACGGCCUUUACAGCUGAGCUUCAGAGGCUAAAACCAAACAUUGUGGAUUUACUGGCAGAACCUCCGAAAGAAGACGAGGACUUGGUCGUAGCAAACGUCGACUCUACGCGAGCUUGUUCCAAGCUGGAGAACAUGAACAGCGAGCUGAGGGAACAACUGGGAGAGAUGCAGCGCUCGCUUCGAAACACCCUCAACCCAUCAGAGGUGACCUUUGACCCAGAAACAGUCCACCCUAACCUCGUCCUCUCAGAGGACUUGAAGACGGUGACGUUCAGCGCUGUAAAGCAGUCCUACCCAUCAUCCCCGCUGAGGUUCACCAGCUUCUUCCAGGUCCUCAGCUCGCAGAUCUUCUCAGAGGGUGAACACCGCUGGGAGGUGGAGCUCGAAGGCUCUCCGUGGAUCAUCGGCGUCUGCUACAGCGGGAAGCUGGCACGCAGCGGGCUGCCGUCUGCCCUGGAAAGCAGCCAGAGCUCCUGGUGUCUGAUGUGGUUCAAUAACCUGCUGAGUGCUUUUGAGCAGGGCCACAGCACGCCGCUGAAGAGGACCACGGUGUCACGCAGGCUUGAGAUCAAGCUCAGCUUCAAGACACACAAUCUGAGCUUCUAUAACAUCAGCCCCACCAGUGGGAAAACUCACAUCUAUACGUUCAAUAAUAAGCUGGAGGAACCAGUGCACGUUGCUUACAGGAUGAUGUCCGGGCACCCCAACGCUCGGGUCACAGUUUAUUCAUAAUCCAGCCAUAGAGUAAAACU